Molecule: messenger RNA, 729 nt
Organism: Gregarina niphandrodes
Lineage: Eukaryota; Apicomplexa; Conoidasida; Eugregarinorida; Gregarinidae
Product: short chain dehydrogenase
Exons: 2
Coding region: 1-729 (242 amino acids)
Cellular component (GO): cytosol
Molecular function (GO): oxidoreductase activity
Source: RefSeq, a predicted model, not a curated record
AUGGAUAAAGUCGCAGUCAUUACGGGAGCCUCGGCGGGUAUUGGGGCUGCGACUGCAUUGAGGAUGUCUCAGGCGGGCUGGACGUUAGUGUUGGUAGCCCGCCGGCAGGACCGUUUGGAGGAGUUGGGUCUGAAGGCAUUACUGUGCACGUUUGAUAUCACGAAUCCGUCCGCACCGGAUCAGAUUUGGAAUCGGAUCUCGGAGGCGCUGCCGGGUCGUAAGGUUGACUGCUUGGUGAAUAAUGCGGGACUUGCACUUGGUACUGCACCUGUGCCUGAUUGCAGUCCUGAGGAUUGGCAGCAAAUGGUCGAAACAAAUAUACUCGCCCUUAUUAAGCUGACCCUUAAACUUACACCGCACAUGAACCCCGGUGCUACUGUCAUUAACCUCGGCAGCGUUGCUGGCCGGUGGCCUUAUCGCGGUGGAAACGUGUAUGGUGCCACCAAGGCCUUCGUCAAGCAAUUCUCCGAAAACCUCCGGUGCGACCUACAAGGUACCGGCAUCCGCGUCUGCAACGUAGAACCCGGCAUCGUCGAUACCGAAUUCUCCAUCGUACGCUACAAAGGCGACCUCGAUAAAGCCAAAGCCGUCUACGCCGAAAAACUCAGCUUGACAGCGGACAAUGUUGCACAGACUAUUGCGUGGGUUGCCAUGCUUCCUGCGCGUGUGUCGAUUCCCCGGUUUGAGAUCGUGCCGGUGACCCAGGCUACUCGCGGGUUUGUUUUUUAA